This is a messenger RNA of Nycticebus coucang (slow loris), 649 nucleotides long. RefSeq names its product nuclear nucleic acid-binding protein C1D-like. Lineage: Eukaryota; Metazoa; Chordata; Mammalia; Primates; Lorisidae. Gene Ontology annotation, molecular function: DNA binding; RNA binding. The transcript has a single exon. Gene Ontology annotation, biological process: maturation of 5.8S rRNA; regulation of gene expression. Gene Ontology annotation, cellular component: nucleolus; exosome (RNase complex). The record is from RefSeq and is a predicted model, not a curated record. The coding region runs from base 5 to 451 and encodes 148 amino acids.
AAAAAUGAAAUCCUGUUUUUUCUGGGGGAGAGAAGUCGAAGGCCGAGAGUUGGUCCUAAUGGCAGGUGAAGAAAUUAAUGAAGCCUAUCCAGUAAAAAUUCAUGAAUAUUUAUCAAUAUUUGAGAAUUCCAUUGGUGCUGUGGAUGAGAUGCUGAAGACUAUGAUGUCUGUUUCUAGAAAUGAGUUGUUGCAGAAGUUGGACCCACUUGAACAAGCAAAAGUGGAUUUAGUUUCUGCCUACACAUUAAAUUCAAUGUUUUGGGUUUACUUAGCAACUCAAGGAGUUAAUCCUAAGGAACAUCCAGUAAAGCAGGAAUUGGAAAGAAUCAGAGUGUAUAUGAACAGAGUCAAGGAAAUAACAGAUAAGAAAAAGGCUGGCAAACUGGACAGAGGUGCAGCUUCAAGAUUUGUAAGAAUGGCCUCUGGGAACCGAAACCAAAAAAUGUAUUGAAAGUUGCCAAUAAAGGAAAAAGUAAAAAUUAACUUUUUGGUUUUGAUGUACACAUAUUCAGAAAGUACAUCAUUUUUAUUGUUUUCACAAAACAGAUGAUUAUGUGACAAUACAGGGUUUAAAUAUAUUCCUUAUUGAAUUCAUAUGUAAAUUUACGCUUUAAAUUUAUAAUGCUAAAUACCGUUUUCUCCCAGAAAG